GCUCUUUCUCCUACUAGCUAGUAGUAUUAUUAGGCCGCGUCCAUUUGGCAUCUCUCCCGCCGCGCGCUUCCAUUCCAUUCCAUUCCAUGGAACGAGAGUCAUCGCCGUUCAUUCAUUCACCAAGGAAUUAGAUUAGGUCUCCUAGCUGCUAAGUAAUUGCUUUGGCACAAGAGCCAUUCAUUUGAUGCUGGAAGAAGAAGCUGGGCUCAGAAAAUGGACCAGAAAACCAACAGGAGGAAGAAGUCUCCCUUUGUAAGGACUCCUACUAUGAAGGGUAGGAAUUCUUCAUCGAGACACGGUGCUGAGCUCUCUAUGAACACUACAGUUGAUUUGAAAGAGAGACCAGAUCACUCACCCGUGGCUUCGCCGUCAGCAUCAUCUUCAUCCUUCUUCAAAAGUACAAGCCUGAAAUUCAGCAAUUUCAGUUCUCCUGCAUCAACCAGCACGCAUAUUGAGUCUUUUAGGGUAUUUGCAGCAACAUGGAACGUCGCCGGAAAGACUCCAGAUAUGGAGCUGAAUCUGAAUGACUUGCUGCCUUCUGAUGACCAUUCAGAUAUUUAUGUUCUAGGAUUCCAAGAGGUCGUCCCUCUCAACGCCGGGAACGUGCUUGUGAUCGAGGACAACGAGCCGGCGUCGAGAUGGCUCGCGCUCACCAACCAGGCGCUCAACCGGACUUCGUCGUCGCCGCCGGCUAGCCGGUCCUUCAGCCAGUCCGCCUCUCCCGCUUCGGCACUCCACACGGCGAGCUCCAGCCCGCUCGACCCAUCGCUGUUUCACAAGAACGGGUCCUCCCCCAGAGAGGUUCGCCGCGCCGCCAUCACCCGCGGCCGCCG
Triticum urartu is the source of this 833-nucleotide messenger RNA. NCBI's taxonomy places the organism in Eukaryota, Viridiplantae, Streptophyta, Magnoliopsida, Poales, Poaceae. The record is from RefSeq and is a predicted model, not a curated record.